CGAAAAAAAUGCUUUCAUCAUUUUUAAGAGCUUCUUCCACAAGCAUCCAAAGAACGACACCUUUUGCUCGUAGAGCAUUUAGCACUCAAUUUCCCGCUUUGCAAAGAAUCUCCGGCGUGGAAACAGUCAAGAACUACAUCAAUGGUAAAUUUGUUGAAUCAAAGACUGAUAAAUGGAUUGAGCUUCGUAAUCCUGCCACUCAAGAAUUAAUCAGUUAUGUUCCUGAAACUACUCGCGAGGAAUUACAAGAGGCUACCGAUACUGCUGCCGCCGCCGCUCGUGAAUGGAAAAAGACUACCGUCUUGGCUCGUCAAAAGGUCAUGAUUGAUUUGCAAUACUUGAUUCGUCAAAAUCAUGAUGCCAUCGCCGAGAAUAUUGUUUAUGAGCAAGGUAAGACUUUUGCCGAUGCCAAGGGUGAUGUUUUCCGUGGUCUUCAAGUUGUUGAACAAGCCUGUGCCCUCACAAACAUGUUGAUGGGUGAAAAAUUGACUGUCGCAAAGGACAUGGAGACUUACAUGUAUCGUGAACCUUUGGGUGUUGUCGCUGGUAUUUGUCCCUUCAAUUUCCCUGCCAUGAUUCCCCUUUGGAUGUUCCCUUUAGCUAUUGCUGCUGGUAACUCAAUCAUUAUGAAGCCCUCUGAGCGUGAUCCUGGUGCCAUGAUGAUGUUGGCAAAGUUAGCUGCUGAAGCCGGUGUUCCUGAUGGCGUCUUGAAUGUUGUUCAUGGUGCCGUCGACUGUGUCAAUUAUAUCUGCGAUGAGCCUCAAAUUAAGGCUAUCUCUUUCGUUGGUUCUGAUCGUGCCGGUGAGCAUAUCUACACUCGUGGUAAUGCCAACGGCAAGCGUGUUCAAGCCAAUUUGGGUGCCAAGAACCAUGCUGUCCUUUUACCUGAUGCUAAUAAGCAAUCCGCUUUGAACGCCAUUGCCGGUGCUGCUUUCGGCGCUGCUGGUCAACGUUGUAUGGCUUUAAGCACUUUGGUAUGUGUCGGUGAAACCAAAGAAUGGUUACCCGAAUUAGCUCAACGUGCUCGUGAGCUCAAGGUUGGCUUUGGAAUGGAUCCUGAAACAGAUGUUGGUCCUUUAAUCACUGUUCAAUCCAAAGAGCGUGUUGAACGUUUGAUUCAAAGCGGUCAAGACGAAGGAGCAGAUCUCAUUUUGGAUGGUCGUGGUGUUGUUGUCAAAGGUUACGAAAAGGGUAACUUUGUUGGCCCCUCUUUGUUGACUAAUGUGAAGACUGAUAUGGAAUGUUAUCGUGAAGAAAUCUUUGGUCCAGUCUUAGUAUGUCUUAAUGUUGACACCUUGGAUGAUGCUAUUGACCUCAUCAACAAAAAUCCUUAUGGUAAUGGUACCGCUGUCUUCACUAACUCUGGUCCUAGUGCCCGUAAAUUCGAACAUGAGAUUGAUGUUGGUCAAGUCGGUAUCAAUGUUCCUAUUCCCGUUCCUGUUCCUCCUUUCUCUUUCACUGGUAGCCGUGGUUCCAUUUUAGGUGAUAUGAACUUUUAUGGUAAGAGUGGUCUUCAAUUUUAUACCAAACCUAAGACUGUUACCUCCUUAUGGAAGGAAAGCGACUCUGAGCAUACCAAGGCCAGUGUCAGUAUGCCCACCCAGAGUUAAAAAAAAAGUAAACAAAAAAAAAAGUACAUGUUUUCCUUAUAUAAAAUAAAAGGUUGGUAUAACCUUGUCCAACAUAAAGUAUGCCCAUCUUAAAACCUCUCUCACACAAAAAUGCCACCACCUAUUUUUAUUUUGG
Messenger RNA from Mucor mucedo, 1746 nucleotides. RefSeq names its product methylmalonate-semialdehyde dehydrogenase. Gene Ontology annotation, cellular component: mitochondrion. NCBI's taxonomy places the organism in Eukaryota, Fungi, Mucoromycota, Mucoromycetes, Mucorales, Mucoraceae. Bases 9 to 1610 code for a protein of 533 amino acids. Gene Ontology annotation, molecular function: malonate-semialdehyde dehydrogenase (acetylating, [NAD(P)+]) activity; methylmalonate-semialdehyde dehydrogenase (acylating, NAD+) activity. The record is from RefSeq and is a predicted model, not a curated record. The transcript is spliced from 5 exons. Gene Ontology annotation, biological process: thymine catabolic process; L-valine catabolic process.